Schistosoma mattheei is the source of this 639-nucleotide messenger RNA. Lineage: Eukaryota; Metazoa; Platyhelminthes; Trematoda; Strigeidida; Schistosomatidae. The record is from the annotation of a GenBank genome assembly.
AUGAUUUCAUCAUCAUCAUCAUCAUCAUCAUCAUCAUCAUCAUCAUCAUCAUCAUCAUCAUCAUCAUCAUCAUCAUCAUCAUCAUCAUCAUCAUCAUCAUCAUCAUCAUCAUCAUCAUCAUCAUCAUCAUCAUCAUCAUCAUCAUCAUCAUCAUCAUCAUCAUCAUCAUCAUCAUCAUCAUCAUCAUCAUCAUCAUCAUCAUCAUCAUCAUCAUCAUCAUCAUCAUCAUCAUCAUCAUCAUCAUCAUCAUCAUCAUCAUCAUCAUCAUCAUCAUCAUCAUCAUCAUCAUCAUCAUCAUCAUCAUCAUCAUCAUCAUCAUCAUCAUCAUCAUCAUCAUCAUCAUCAUCAUCAUCAUCAUCAUCAUCAUCAUCAUCAUCAUCAUCAUCAUCAUCAUCAUCAUCAUCAUCAUCAUCAUCAUCAUCAUCAUCAUCAUCAUCAUCAUCAUCAUCAUCAUCAUCAUCAUCAUCAUCAUCAUCAUCAUCAUCAUCAUCAUCAUCAUCAUCAUCAUCAUCAUCAUCAUCAUCAUCAUCAUCAUCAUCAUCAUCAUCAUCAUCAUCAUCAUCAUCAUCAUCAUCAUCAUCAUCAUCAUCAUCAUCAUCAUCAUCAUCAUCAUCAUCAUCAUCGAGAGGAGUAACUUAA